This is a messenger RNA of Neopelma chrysocephalum (saffron-crested tyrant-manakin), 2091 nucleotides long. Its product is annotated as endonuclease domain-containing 1 protein-like. The record is from RefSeq and is a predicted model, not a curated record. The transcript is spliced from 3 exons. NCBI's taxonomy places the organism in Eukaryota, Metazoa, Chordata, Aves, Passeriformes, Pipridae. Gene Ontology annotation, molecular function: nucleic acid binding; hydrolase activity; metal ion binding. The coding region runs from base 296 to 1126 and encodes 276 amino acids.
GCAAGUCAAUAAGGCUGUGAAAUAUCCUGAGGAACUUGCAAAUAGCAACUGCCUCCCCAUUUCUGGGCAGGCAUGAACAAAUCUCCCCUGAGCAACAACAGAAAACUUCUCUUUUCCGUGGAAUUCCCUGUUUAUCAAAAGGGGCAGAUUUACAACCGGGCAUAUAUUGCAGUGGGACUCCUGAGGGAUCAGCCAACUCUUUCUCCAGGGAGAAGAGGCAAGGAGCAGCUCAGCUGCCUGUUCUGAGACUCUGCUUCGAGGGGAGCAAGAGCCCUUCACCUGAAAUCAUCCCACAAUGCUGUGGCUGCUGCUGCUGCAGGUCUGGGCAAGCUGCCUCUGGCUGGGACAGGGCGAGGUGGUGACGUCCUUUGAAAGUUCAUGUCCUCAGUUUUUCUUCCGGGAGACCCCCCCAAAUGAAGCCCUGGAGCCAGAGAACCCAGCCUGGAUCUGCCAGCGCUACAAGAACCAGUAUUUCUUUGCCACCUUGUACGACAGAAAGGAGCGUAUUCCCGUCUACUCUGCUUACAUCUACGAGCCUGGACCUGGCAAACGACCUCAAGGGUGGCUGGUUGAGCCCCAGCUGAUGGGCCCAACCUACCCCAAAACUAUGGAAAAAGAGUGGACGCUCAUAAAUCAUUACAAUGUCAGCUUAGAGAAACUCAGCGAGAGCCAGGCUAUUCUCCAAGACUACAAGAACCUGACAGGUUUGAACCGGGGCCAUUUAAACCCCAAUGGCCAUCACUUCAACUACAGCAGCAGGAUGGCUACCUUCACCCUCACCAACAUAGUGCCCCAGGACGAGAAACUCAACGGCGGCGCCUGGAACAACUACGAGCAGCGAACGAUGAUCAAGAACACCCAGGGCUGUGACACCACCUACGUCAUCGUGGGUGCUGUGCCUGGGAACAACUAUAUCGCCAAAGGAAGGGUUAAUAAGCCCAGCUACAUCUGGUCGAGUGCCUGCUGCGUGGUGGACAACAACCACAGGAAGGCUUGGGCGGUCAUUGCUGAAAAUGACCAGAACCAGGUCCAGCUCCUCACACUGGGGGAGCUGGAGGACACCUUGACUCAGCUCUAUGGGAGGGGACAGGUUUCUCUGUUUGACAGUGAAUGUCCCCGGGAAUAAGCCUCACAUCCUGGGUUUAAAAGGCUCAGGAGCUUUCGCCACAUGUCAGAGAUCACAGAAUAAUUUGGGUUGGAAGGGACCUUAAAGAUCAUCUGUCUAGUUUCAGGCCCCCUGCCAUGGGGACCUUCCACUAGACCAGGUUGCUCAAAUCCCUGUCCAUCCUGGCCUUGAACACUUCCAGGGGUGGGUCAGACAACUUCUCUGGGCGAACUGUGCUAGUGCAUCACCACCCUCACAGCCAAUUUUUUCUUUCUAAUAUCUGAUCUAACCCUGACCUCUAUCAGUUUAAAGCCAUUCCAAGGGCAUAUCACUCCAUGCCCUUGUCUAAUAUCCCGCUACAGCUCUCUUUGAAAACACUCUAGGUACUGGAAUGGAACCUAAGUUCUCCUCAGAGUCUUCUCUUCUCCAGGUGAACACCUCCAACUCUCUCACCCUGUCUCCAGAGCAGAGGUGCUCCAACCCUUGGAGCAUCUUUGUGGCCUCUGGACUCCACUCCAACAGGUUUGCCUCCUUCAUGUGUUGUGGCCCCAGAGCUGGAUGCAGCACUGCAGGUGGGCUCUCACCAGAGCAGAGUAGAGGAGGGACAAAUGUCUUGUGCAUGGGCUGUAGCUGGUGAUCAAGACAACUCAAGACCCCCAAAACCCUCUGACCCAUUUCCAGGAAGGUCUGACAGAAUGGACUGUGCAUGAAAACCAAUUUGCAUAGGAAGCAAGAAACCUGUUUUCAGUGCAGGUAAACUUAUCUGUAUAAAGGUACUCACUGCCAUGUGCUUAUACAGUAGGUCAGGGACUAACAUACCAAUUUCUAUGCCAAAUGUGUAAUUAACUAAUAAAAUGUUGUGAGUUUUUGAGAACUCUCUGACUUCUGUAGUUCCUUUCGACCACGAGCAUUUAUGAACCUUGAGUGUUCCCUUUCCCUUAAGGGGUGUGUUGUGGGCAGAAUGGGAGUUUCAGACAAAGUGUAUU